Molecule: messenger RNA, 1380 nt
Organism: Amoebophrya sp. A120
Lineage: Eukaryota; Dinophyceae; Syndiniales; Amoebophryaceae
Source: the annotation of a GenBank genome assembly
AGUUUUGUAGUCUUUUCAAUGUAUCUAAUUGUAAUUCAUCUUAGUUUUUUUGUCAGGCUCAGGCCAGCCUAGAUUCAUUGUUAUUAUCGUUGCGCAAGUACGAGGUCGAGCGAGACAGUUCAAAAGCAGGCCUAAUUUUGAGUAUUAUAAAAAAUCAAUGGCGUCGACAAGCUCCGCAUCCUCUCUAGCUUCCUCUUCUUUUCCCACUCAGGAUGCAGCGCACAAAGCCUUAAGCGACGAACUCUGGCGGUUGUACGACAGUCUGCGGACGUGGCUAGAUACGAAGGGAAUUGUGGAGAGCUAUUUUGACAUCCUCCGCACGAAAAUUCGCCGCUGCACGGAAUCUAUCAAAGUGCAAAAUUAUGUAAGUAGUCUGGGAGGUCACGGAGACUUCCGAUGCAAUAUAGUAUUUCGUUGAAAAAACAGCAGGAGCUGUAUAUGUAUUGAUGCUGAUGUACCAUGCAAUGAAGGAUGACGAUAAGGAUACGGCCGGCAUUUCUACGUGUAGUUGCUCAUUCUUUCGUGGCAGACGCAGUUUGGAUUUGGAAUGCUAAAACUGAACAUGAAAAAUGAACUCGGAAGAAGCCCCCGGCGAGGUGGGAAAGAAUUUCUCUAUAGUUAGUGUUGUGCCGGGUCGUGACGUGGAUGUGGAUCGGCAAGCAGGGUCAAACUCUGUAAAUUCCAGUAUCAGCAAGAUCAAAUACGAAUUCCCAGCACAUGCACACCCAGAUGACUGCAUAAGUCCCUGCAUUGGAUAAAGUCCGCGGAGGCCUGCGAAGCAGAGAAGGACCGCAUUCCGCAGAUCGCAAACCAGUGCGACCUAUCUGUCGCAAAAGUAUUGCCGUACGUCAUAUGGAUUUGAAUUGCAAUCUUCUUUCAUCAACGGACGUGCUUUUGGUUUCAUCUUACCUGAGCUUGCAUGACAGAUAAAUAAGAUUGCAUCUUCUUAUUUCAUCUUCAAAAGAUAUUCACAGUAAUACAGAUUACAAAGUGCAAAGCAUGCUACUGCUAGGACGAUACUUCUACUUUUGCAGUUGAUAGAAGCAGGUCGGGAAAGAAUCUGGAAUGGCGAUGCAAAAGGUAAAAGCGCAGUUGGAUCGCACCCGAGAGGUGUUGGAUGACGCAGAGUUGACCAUUGUAAAGCAAUUCAGGAAGCCAAAGUUGAAGAUACCUUCUGGAGCUGAAGAUAAAGCAGAGAAACAAGUGCAAUCAGCGUAGCAUCAUGUGUUUUGUGUUGAUGUAUCCUGGUGGCGAUGUGCACGUGGAACUCAACUUGGAAAUAAGCCAAGUACGAAGAUGAACAAACACAAAGACAAAUCGAUAUUGAAAUAUCGGACCUCCGGACUUGUUCUGUUUCUUUCGGUUGCCGAGCUAAUGUGG